This is a messenger RNA of Suillus fuscotomentosus, 1297 nucleotides long. RefSeq names its product acid protease. Gene Ontology annotation, molecular function: aspartic-type endopeptidase activity. NCBI's taxonomy places the organism in Eukaryota, Fungi, Basidiomycota, Agaricomycetes, Boletales, Suillaceae. Bases 18 to 1235 code for a protein of 405 amino acids. The transcript has 8 exons. Gene Ontology annotation, biological process: proteolysis. The record is from RefSeq and is a predicted model, not a curated record.
CCGCUCUUUUGUUUAACAUGCAGUCAUUCUCAACCCUGCUUCGCGCAGUUCUCCUCGUCACCGUGACCUCUGUAUCGGCUUCAAGUUUCCUUAGGAUCCCCCUGACGAAGCUUGUGCCAACUAACUCAUACCUUGCCGGACUGCCUGAUGCAGAUCGUGCACGUGCUGCAUUUCUUAAGAGUUUCGCUUCUGGUGGUUCCACAACCGUCCCUGCAUCUAACCUCGCAUAUGUCCAGUACACAACCAGUGUUGGCGUUGGCAGCCCUCCGACGUACUACAAUCUAGUUGUCGACACUGGUAGCUCCAAUACAUUUGUCGGAACUGGGAUACCAUAUGUCCGGACCUCGACCAGUAUAUUCACCGGUGAAGACGUCAACGUCACUUACGGCAGUGGUUACUUUUCUGGCUUGGAGUAUUUCGACCAGGUGACGCUUGCUCCAGGUUUUGCCAUCACCAACCAGUCCAUCGGUGAUGCUCUUUCCUAUGCCGACUUCGAGGGCGUCGACGGCAUCGUCGGAGUGGGCCCCGUCAUUCUGACUGAGGGCACACUCUCACCAAGUACCGACGAGCUGAUUCCAACUGUGAUGAACAACGCCCUGUCGCAGGGUUUGAUCACAGAGGAAAUAUUAGGUGUCUCUUUCGCACCUGCAACGAGCUACAAUGACACGAAUGGAGCCCUCACUUAUGGAGGCAUCGAUUCGUCUUUGUACACCGGCGAAAUCACUUAUACGCCGGUCACCGCAACUUAUCCUGCUGGCUACUACUGGGGUGUCAAUGUCACCGAUGCGACGUACGGCUCCACAACGACCGUAAUCCCAACGUCAACCGCCGGAAUUGUCGAUACUGGUACCACUCUGGUCCUCCUCGCUGAUAACUUCUUCGAGUCCUACAUGCGUGCCAUCCCUGGUGCCAGGAUUGACGAGAGCACGGGCCUCAUGACCGUCCCUGAAAACUCUGUCUCGAAAAUCCAACCAUUGAACUUUACUAUCGGCGGCACCGUCUUUAGUCUCGACGCUGCAGCACAACUCAUUCCGAUUGACCAGAACACCGCAUGGGGCUUGUCAGCAAACACGCAGUACGGCAUUGUCUCGUACUUAGGGACUAACAGCGGCGAAGGGCUAGACUUCAUUAUCGGACAAAAGUUCAUGGAGAAGUACUAUGCUGUUUUCGACACGGAUAGCAAUCGCGUUGGAUUUGCUUAUACUGAACAUACAUUUACCACGUACACUCCUUGAUAUGGGAGUACCUUCUUAAAUGGGAUGGGCAGUAGUAAUACCUUCUUCACACAUACCUCAUG